ACGUCACUACUCCACCGAGACAGAGCAGCGACCUGCCGGGGUAGGAGCCGGGACUCCGGGCAGAGAAAUGAACAGAUAGCCACACCGACCGGGCUGCACGGAGAGAGGACAGCGCGGCGCGUCGUUUCAUUUACACGCGUAUAAGUAACGAAUAAUUACUAACAUGACUACUCUCACAAUGAUAGCACGAAUCCAGGACGGCAUGCUGCUCGCUGCCUCCAUGCAGGAGAGCGAACAGUCGGGUCGGAACCUGCAGGAGUAUCAGAACCAGGCCAAGCAGCUCUUCAGGAAGCUGAACGAGAACUCUCCCCCCCGCUGCUCGCUGGAGACCGGGCCAAUGGUGUUCCACCUCCUCCUCUCUCAGGGGGUGUGUUACCUGGUGCUGUGUGAUGGCUCCUACUCGAAGAGGAUGGCAUUCUCGUACCUGGAGGAGCUGCAGGCUGAGUUCAGUGAGUUGUACGGCAAGAGGCUGGCAUCUGUGUCGAGGCCGUACGCGUUCAUAGAGUUCGACACGUUCAUUCAGAAGCUGAAGAAGAACUACCAGGACUCGUGGUCUCGGCGGCACCUGAGCUCGGUGAACACAGAGCUGCAGGACGUGCAGAGGAUCAUGGUGACCAACAUUGAGGAGGUGCUGCAGAGAGGAGAGGCACUGUCAGCGCUGGACUCAAAAGCCAGUAACCUGUCUGCCCUGUCGAAGAAGUACAGGCAGGACGCCAAAUACCUGAACACUCGCUCUCUGUAUGCCAAGCUAGGAGCGGCGAGCGCGGUGUGCAUGAUCAUAUUCCUCUACGCACGCUUCUGGUGGCUGGUCUGAGCAAACAGCAGCCACAGCAGCCACAGUAGUGUCACAUCUCCAGGGCCCCUUUAGCAAUCAUCUUCCGAUUGCAGCUACACAGGCGCUGCGUGUUUGUCAGCUGUUCUGACUGCAAGUUCGUGAGCUGCUCUUUAGUUCUGGUUGUCUGCCUGACAGGCUUCAAAGUCUUGAUAUUAGUGAGCGCCCUCUAGUGCACAGCUAGAGAAUUGCCAGAAUUGGUAAUUGAUCCAGAGGUGCUUGAUGGCGCUGGCUCUUAGUUCUAUGAAGAUAACUAUAACUGAAGCACAGCUCCUGAACUUGUAUUCACAGCACCUUAAAUACAGCGUUACCCAUCGCCACGUGCUGCUGCAACUGUGUGAAAAGUUGACCUGUCAUUUGUCUCUUCGUUGUUAACAUCGUGACAACUUUUUACACUUAUCACUUUAAAGUCUGCUUCAAAGCUCUUUUCGGAAUGUCCGCUCUAGUGCUCUGAUAGUAUCAGGGCUAUUGCCCACAUUGUCAAACAGGCAACACAGAAAUCACGAUGCAUUGUGAUGUUCUUCCUAGACCUGUCUCAAACACCAGUGCACUAGAGCAGACAUUUUGAAAAGAGCUUUGAAACAGACUAAGAAGCGUAAACAGAGUAAAAAGUUGUCAAACGGUGUGCAAGUGUAAAAAGGUUAGGGUUAGGGUUAGGGUUAGGGGUAACACAGUCUUAUCAAAUGGAAAUAAAGAACCCGUAUUUGGGUGCAGUGUGGAUCCCUCUUUGCAAUAACAUAGACAGGAAGGGGACAGGGAUUCCAUCAAAAGAAUUCAACUUGAUGCUAAUUGAAGCACAGUAGCAGCACAUGCUCCUCAGUAACACUCCUCCGCUUCCUUUUAGCGGUCUUGAAACUUACAGGC
Messenger RNA from Polyodon spathula (Mississippi paddlefish), 1696 nucleotides. Its product is annotated as vesicle-trafficking protein SEC22b-like. Bases 164 to 814 code for a protein of 216 amino acids. Gene Ontology annotation, cellular component: ER to Golgi transport vesicle membrane; SNARE complex; endoplasmic reticulum-Golgi intermediate compartment. The transcript has 5 exons. Gene Ontology annotation, molecular function: SNAP receptor activity. Gene Ontology annotation, biological process: vesicle fusion with Golgi apparatus; endoplasmic reticulum to Golgi vesicle-mediated transport; retrograde vesicle-mediated transport, Golgi to endoplasmic reticulum. The record is from RefSeq and is a predicted model, not a curated record. NCBI's taxonomy places the organism in Eukaryota, Metazoa, Chordata, Actinopteri, Acipenseriformes, Polyodontidae.